AUGCCUCUAGAUCCCAUAGAAACCUCCGUCAACGUCCGAGCUGGAGCAACGGUGGUGGUGGCGAUGAUGACGCUACUCGGCCGGUACGUCAUUUUCUGGCAAAAGGGGUAUCAGAGCACAGACAACGUAGAGGGCUCGGCGACUUCAAAGCUAAAAGGGGUUGCCUACACAAACAUAUCCAAUUCUUCCGACCUCAGAACACCCUUCCCAGAAAGAUACACCAGAGUGUGGGACGUCUCAGACUACGUCAUACCUGCACAGCAAACAAACGGGUUUUUCGUCAUGACAAAUAUGGUUUUAUCACCCAUGCAAUCGAGAGGCGCCUGUCCGGAAGAUCCCGAGAUUGAUAGAGAUGCAUGCACGACUGAUGUGGAAUGCAAACCAGACGAGGGCAUUAUAACAGGCAAUGGUAUCAAAACGGGCAGAUGUGUAAAUGCAACACAUCCCAAAACAAAAGAAGCUACCACAGUCUGUGAAGUCAAAGCCUGGUGUCCAGUGGAAGUCGACAUAAGACCUUUAUGGACGUCAGCAAUUCUGGAAGAAGCGGAAAAUUUCACAGUUCUCAUCAAGAAUUCUAUUUCAUUUCCUAAAUUCGGAUUUGUCAAACGAAAUAUUUUGGAUACGACAGAUCCUAUGUAUCUAAGAUCGUGUAGAUACAGCCGACUCAAAGACCCACUCUGUCCUAUAUUCAGGCUAGGGACUAUUGUAGCAGAAACGGGACAAAGCUUUAGACAAAUGGCGAUUAAGGGCGGGGUAAUAACGAUCGACAUUCAAUGGAACUGCAAUUUAGAUCUGUCCUAUAAACUCUGUUUGCCCAAAUAUCGCUUCAUUCGGGCGGACGAGCAGGACGCGAAGAUCGCCGGAGGCUUUAAUUUCAGCUGGUUCGACACACCACUCAGAGUAGGAUUUGGGAAAUUCUACAGAAUCAACGACACGGAAUACCGAGACUUGACCAAGGCGUACGGCAUCCUCUUCCAAGUCAAGAUCACCGGCGUGGCUGGCAAGUUCGACAUCGUGCCGCUCAUGUUAAACUUCGCAUCGGGCGUUGCCCUUCUUUCAUUGCGUCUCUAA
Strongylocentrotus purpuratus (purple sea urchin) is the source of this 1071-nucleotide messenger RNA. RefSeq names its product P2X purinoceptor 4-like. The record is from RefSeq and is a predicted model, not a curated record. Gene Ontology annotation, molecular function: extracellularly ATP-gated monoatomic cation channel activity; purinergic nucleotide receptor activity. Gene Ontology annotation, cellular component: nuclear inner membrane; plasma membrane. The transcript is spliced from 11 exons. NCBI's taxonomy places the organism in Eukaryota, Metazoa, Echinodermata, Echinoidea, Camarodonta, Strongylocentrotidae. Bases 1 to 1071 code for a protein of 356 amino acids. Gene Ontology annotation, biological process: monoatomic cation transmembrane transport; response to ATP.